This is a messenger RNA of Ectocarpus sp. CCAP 1310/34, 1431 nucleotides long. The record is from the annotation of a GenBank genome assembly. Lineage: Eukaryota; Phaeophyceae; Ectocarpales; Ectocarpaceae.
CUUCGCCCAAAGGUCAAGAACAACCGCCGCCGCUGCUUGCCACGUUGCCCACCAACUCCGACUCUCCCUCCGUGCUCCUGGCCCCCCACCACCUCUACUCCUCGCUCUCCGCUGCACAUCCCAACACACCCAGGCCUCUUCUUUAUCCUAGGACUCGCUCAAGAGCGGUGUGGGACGUGAGACAACAGAAGAAAACCAGCCUCAAACCAGCACUUUGCAUAUCAUCAUCAUCAUGUCGUCUGCUGGUCGAUCCUCCAUUCUGUCGACGACCAAUCUGGACGCGCCAGACUUCCGGUGGGUUAGCCUGAGGAAGAUCGUGUGGCAGGACCCGGAGGGGAACAGCAGGGUAUGGGAGUGCGCCUUUCGCAACACUCGCAAGUCCGAGUGCGACGGGGUGGCCGUGGUCGUCUUCGUCUCGUACCCUGUCUCCAAGAAGGAGGACGAGAUCUUGCUCAUCUCCCAGUACAGGCCGCCGGUUGCAUCAGAGGUGAUCGAGUCCCCCGCAGGUCUGGUCGACGCGGGAGAAGAUGCAAAGGAAGCGGCAGAGCGCGAGCUGCUCGAGGAGACGGGGUUCUCGGGCAAGGUUACGUCCGUUUCGCCGAUAGUGCCCUGCGACCCGGGCAUGACAGACGCCAACAUGCGGUUUGUCACCAUAGAGGUUAAUGGCGACUCCGAGGAAAACCAGAACCCGAAAGCCCGCCCGGAAGACGGAGAGUUCAUCACGCUCCGGAGGCUCCCGGCGACGUCGAUGCAGGAAGGCCUGGACGAAUUCACAAACGCGGGAUUCCAGGUCGACGCCCGCCUGUACGCCAUGGCUGUGGGCUACACGUUGGGAAGACGCGCUGCUGCGACCGGUGCAGGUGACUGCCCGCGGCGAUGGCUGGGACGCGCCGUGGCGACUUCGCUGGUUGGUGUUGUGGUGGCGGCAACGUUGGUGAUGGUGGUGGGGGGUGCGACGCGUGGCAGAUCAUAAGAGCACCACACCCGCGAGUGGUGGUGUGUUUUUUCGGCUUAGAAAUGCAUUCCGAGAAGCUUGUUACAGGAGAAAAAGGUUUCUAUUCUGCACGCGAACACAAUAAAGUGGUUGAUGCUGCGGAAGGAGGAGAGGAGGCACAGAGAAGAUGCCGAAAAUGCCUCAGUCGGUGGGAGAGGAACGACAAAAUCUUUUUGUGGCUCACUGCUGUGCUGGAGGUGGGCGUGUUUGCAAGAGACUGUUGGGACCGGGACAGGUGACUUACGACCCGGUCCCAGAAGGGGUGUGCGAGGGGGGCGAAUCGUUUGGGUGUGCCGUCGUUUAUUUUAAAAGUGCUGCCCCGUUGAACCGGUCGUUGUACGAUAGACUUUUUUACCUAGAUAGGAGCGCGUAUGAAUAUUGUGACGUGAUUUUGCGUGCACGACGCUUCGUUUCGGUUCACGGCUGCGGGUUCGGGU